Messenger RNA from Hippocampus comes (tiger tail seahorse), 3081 nucleotides. RefSeq names its product RHO family interacting cell polarization regulator 1 (gene ripor1). Bases 260 to 2359 code for a protein of 699 amino acids. The record is from RefSeq and is a predicted model, not a curated record. NCBI's taxonomy places the organism in Eukaryota, Metazoa, Chordata, Actinopteri, Syngnathiformes, Syngnathidae. The transcript has 17 exons.
CAAAAAAACCCCAGCGAAAUCGAGGAGAAGGACAGCGCCCAGAAUAACUCUGAAGAAGUGUGUGGAGGAGCAUCGUGUUGGACAUGGGAUUGCGGCCAAACUCCCCGGCCUGUCGGACUUCCAAAGAGAGGACAUGUCCUUUGGUUUGUUAAAGCCCCAGUGCUACAGUCGGCCCUGCCAGCAUGCUCCAGUAGUCAUAGGACCCUUCAGUCAGCAGCGCUGUUUGAUCCAAGAGAAACGUGCCUUGUAAGGAAGCAGGAUGUUCACAGGCUCCACCAAGCUGCCCCCCGCCAAAACCCCCCAGCCCGAGCGGCUGGACGAGGUGUACGCCGCCUUACGCAGAGGCUUACAGUCAUACUUGCAGGUCCACCAGCUGGAGCUGGACACUCUAGGCCAGCAGAUCCGAGAAAACAAGAGAAACGGUCGACUGGGCUCUUUGUAUGAACAGGAUAAGCAAGUGAAAGCAGUAGAGAGAUUCAUGCGGCGUUUGGAAUUCCAUCUCAGCAAGGUGGAGGAGCUAUACGAUGCUUACUGCAUACAGCGGCGGCUCCGAGAUGGAGCAAGUAAAAUGGUGGCAGCUUUUAACUCUGCCACUGGGAGCAAAGAGGCCAGGGAGAGCUUGAGUGAGGCCAGCAGGGGCUUUAGGGAAUGCACGGAGCACAUGUGCUCGCUUGAGAGCGAACUGGAAAGCCACAUGGGAGAAUUUCAUGUCAAGAUGAAGGGUCUUGCUGGUUUUGCACGGCUGUGUGCGGGUGACCAAUAUGAGGUGCUCAUGCGCUACGGGCGUCAACGCUGGAGGCUUCGAGGACGCGUGGAAGUCAGCAGCAAACAGAUGUGGGACAGCGAAGACUACAUUUUCCUGCCUCUCGUCGCUGAACUUUUGUCAAUCAAGGUGACAGAGCUGAAGAGUCUGGCCAAUCACGUGGUGGUGGGUAGCGUGUCCUGCGAAAUGCUCGACCUGUUCUGCCCACUCCCCCAGACGCUUGCUGUGGAUAUUAACGACCUGGGAACAGUUAAGCUGAACUUGGAAGUCACAUGGAGUCCUUUUGAUAAGGAUGACCAGACAUCGUCCUGCAGUACCGUUUCCAAACGUCUGUUGUCCAAUCAGAGCCCUCCAGACACGCCCUCCAUGCGGGAACAAGUGUUUUAUUCCCUGCUGAAGCGACAAGGAGAGCUCGACAACGGUACCGUCUGGUCCAACUCCUCCGAGUCCUCCGACGACUCGUCUAGUCCAGCCCUGGCCCACCACGCUCAGAGGCUGUCGGCCUCCAACGUACUGCAUACCAGCGUCCCUGCACCGCACAAGUCCAGCGCUUCAACGCCGUCGUUGUCGUCCAAUCAGGAAGAGGACGAGAGCGAAGCGGGCGAGGUUUUCUCCCCGAGAGAUUCGGUGCACAACGGCCACCCGCGGACGUCCUCCUCUCAUAGCCGAGUCGGCGAGACCGGCCCGGAAUGUACUGUGAUGGACAGGCUGUCUGCCCAAUCGUCCGAGCUUCUGGAAACCUCGGCGGAGCUGAGCUGCUCGUGCUCUGACGUUUCCUCCACGGCUGCCGAGUCGUUAGAGAGGACGGAUGAAUGUCCGGGCAAAGAUCCACCUGAGAACUCGACAAUCCUGACCGGAGCAGGGACCGCUGAAGGUGAAGGACCAAGCCAGACAGAUCAGGAUUUAAAACAUUCUGAUGGAGCUCCAAAUGUCCCGUUUCCCACUUCUUCUAGUUUCACUCAAGAAGUGGAGACUGCGCUUGAGAGUUUUGACUUCCUCAACUGCUCUGACCUGGAGGAGGAGGAGGAGGAGGAGGAAGAGGAAGAGGAAGAGGGGGAGGAGGAACAGGCUGAGCAUCAAGAAGAGGUUGUCCAGAAAGAGAUGGACGAGCUGCAUGAAGACAAUGAGCAGCCAACGGAAGAGGAGCAUCAAGAGGAAGAUGAGCAACAAAAGGAGGAAGAGCCUCAAGAGGAACAGAAAGAAGCAAAGCAAGAAGGCGAGGAACAGCCUGGCGAAGAUCAAAACAAGAGUGAACAAGACAACAUAGAUGAGGAGAAGGCAGAGGAGGAGGAAGAGGAGGAGAGCAAAGAAAUCUUGGACUCCGGAGCAAGUGAUGAAGAGGCGGGAGACGUGUUGGAGUUCCUCAUGGAGGCUCCGGAAGGAUUUCGAAACUCUGACGAAGACCGCAUCUCCGAAUCGCAGGAGUCGAGUGCAGAAGAGGAGCAGGAUUUGAGUCAGGUGCGGCUCCCCGGGGAAGAGGAGGGGCACUGUGAGGAAAAGGGAGAAGAGCCACAUGAGCAGGACACGUCACACGAUGUUCAAGAGGAGGCGGAGCGUCCCCCGACUCCCAGCCACUUGGCCACCACUGUGUUCUAAUUGGCCGGCCCGCAGCGCGACCAUUUCCAGUCUUGUCUAAACGUGCUCAUUGCCAAGUCGACAAGCAAGCUCUUCCAUUACUGCAGAGUUUGUGCACACGUUCGCCUUGUUCUGACCAAGAACCACAAACACAUUUCUUCAUUUUCCAAAGUCCUCAGUCUUUCAAAGGCAUUGUGUGGCCUGCGUUCAUACCACUUUGUUUCAAAAUAUUCCACGAAGAGCAGGUUCACUGUAUUUAAGUGAUGAAACAACACGAAGAGGAUGCAUUUUGCUUACCAUCAAUGACUGGGGCCAGUUCUGCGUUUGCAGUACUGGUGGGACUGGGCACUUUUUGCAGUGUUUUCCAGCAAGUGAAGCUCUUUUUGGUCAUUUAUUUCCACAGCGCGCUAAUGUAUACUAGUCGUUUGACGUUGUCUUUUAAGCUACAACAGGACUUGAACUGCCUUAUGACUUAAGCGAUUUAGGGAUACAUAUGUACAUUCGGCAGGAUUGUUUUAAAAUGAUGCAAUAUGCGGUGUAAAAUUAUAUUUAAACCUGCAUGAGUGUACCUGCCUCACACUGCCAGCAUGUCUGUUGUACGAGGCUUAACUGAUUCAUUUCGGCGUGUACAAAUUCCAGCCUCAGUGGAGCGCUACCAUGUCUCUGCAUUUCUUUUUCUUUGUCGUCAUAUAAAAAGCCUCUUCAUUCAGAAAGUGCCUCAAGUGACAGAUGUUAAGGUUGUA